GUCUUCCAGCUAAAUCGACUCUGACACAGAGAUAAGCAGAGAGAGAGAGAGAGAGUUCUGAGAUCAGAAUCAAUGGCGGCUAAAAGUACGUUGAAGAUCAAAGGCAAAGCAAAACCAUCAAAGGGAUCAUCAUCAUCUUCGUCCUCCUCUGCAUCAUCAAAGUACAAGGUCUUCAAGGAUUGGACCAACUGGUCAUUACAGAAAGCCAAAGUCGCGACUCACUAUGGUUUCAUCCCUCUGAUCAUCAUCAUCGGCAUGAACUCAGAUCCUAAACCUCAUCUUUUUCACCUCCUCUCUCCCGUUUAA
This is a messenger RNA of Arabidopsis thaliana (thale cress), 306 nucleotides long. It is a transcript of the gene TOM7-2, whose product is annotated as translocase of outer membrane 7 kDa subunit 2. Gene Ontology annotation, cellular component: mitochondrial outer membrane; mitochondrial outer membrane translocase complex. The coding region runs from base 73 to 306 and encodes 77 amino acids. The record is from RefSeq and is marked reviewed. Gene Ontology annotation, biological process: protein import into mitochondrial matrix. The transcript has a single exon. Lineage: Eukaryota; Viridiplantae; Streptophyta; Magnoliopsida; Brassicales; Brassicaceae.